Molecule: messenger RNA, 1881 nt
Organism: Candidula unifasciata
Lineage: Eukaryota; Metazoa; Mollusca; Gastropoda; Stylommatophora; Geomitridae
Source: the annotation of a GenBank genome assembly
AUGCGCUCUGAUGUGAAAUGGUGUUUCAGCAUGGUGAUUGUGGUUCUGAGUUGUUACAGCGCGGUUGAAGCGAAGCUGCUUCAUCACAUGAAUUACGAUGACAUCCAAGAUUACAGGAACCACUCGUGCACCAGACAGUGCCAAGAUGGCGCGCCGGCUAUGAUAUGUGACUACAACUUUUUGGUGGAGUACUACUACACACUGACCAAGGCAUGCUGGGACUGUCCUCACAACGUUAGCUCCUGCUCCAGGCCCCACUGUGUACCUGCAGAUGGUGGCCUCAGGGGCAUCAUUACUGCCAACCGCAUGUUGCCAGGACCUCCUAUCCACGUGUGUGAAAACGACACCAUACGUGUGAGAGUCCACAACAAGAUGGAGGGGUCGCAGGGCACCAGCAUACACUGGCACGGCAUUCUGCAGCAGGGCAGCCCAUAUAUGGACGGUGUUGCCAUGGUUACACAAUGCCCGAUACCGACCCACACGGCCUUCACCUACGUGUUCAAUGCCACAACAGUGGGUACACAAUUCUGGCAUGGACACGCAGGAUUACAGCGAGCGGAUGGUUUGUUCGGACACCUGGUAGUUCGUCAGGCACCGAGCCGAGAGCUCCAUAACGGGUUUUAUGAUUUUGACCUUCCAGAGCACGAAAUUCUGGUCAACGACUGGUGGCAUAUCAGCGCCGACCCCAGCUUCUCCAAACAUCACCAUAGCAACGGGGACAACAAACCCAGUUCUAUACUUAUCAAUGGGAAGGGCAUGAUCGUUUUUGUCAAUGAUUCUAAAACUGGACAGAGCAGCCACACCCCGAGGGAAGUCUUCACGGUGAAGGAAGGAUACCGGUAUCGCUUCAGGGUGGUCAGUAACGGAAUCCUCAACUGUCCGUUGACCGUUUCUGUGGAUGGGCACUUGCUGGAGAUCAUCGCUUCUGAUGGGGCCGCUGUGGCCCCCCUGGAGGUGGAGUCCUUCAACAUCUUUGCUGGCGAGAGCGUUGCCAACUACCUGCUUAGAGUUCAAGGACAACUCGAUUGUGGGAAACAAUUCAAGAAUGCCCACCAAACUGCGGUCUUGCACUACGAAGGGGCCCUUGAGGGACAGGAGAAUAACGACACCUUUAUAUCGCCUGCCCCAUCUUUGACUGGGCCGGUGAUUGUUUGUUUGUUUCAGUUUGUUAUUGGCAAUAGACAGUUGCAGACGACACAGAUGAAUGGUAUCACCAACGUCAUGCCUCCAGCGCCACCCCUAUCUCAGUUACAAGACAUACCUCAGGAGAUGUUCUGCAACAGUGAGACGUUGAAGAAGAACUGCAGCACGGAUUUCUGCGAGUGCAUACACCACUAUAAAGUCAAGCUUGGGGACGUGGUAGAGCUGAUAAUGAUAGACCAGGGCCAUAUCUGGAAUGCCAGCCACCCAACUCACCUGCAUGGACACGGCUUCAGGGUUCUGGCUAUGGACCGGCUUGCUGCUUCUCUAUAUGCCCAUGAAGUUGAGGAAAUGGAUGAACGAGGGGAGAUCACUCGCAACUCAGACAAACCACCUCUCAAAGACUCAGUUACUAUCCCUGAUGGAGGCUAUACAAUUGUCAGAUUUCACGCCAAUAAUCCAGGAAUCUGGUUUCUGCACUGCCACAUUGAGUACCACGUGGAGAUUGGGAUGGGGCUGGUCUUUCAAGUUGGAGACCAAAGCCAGUUCCCACCAGUUCCCCAUCGGUUCCCAACUUGUGGGAGUUGGGACCCAGAUGAAGCCAAUCAUGAAGAACCUCCCAGAGUACCAGAGAAAUCCAGUCCUGACCUAGGGCCUAUAAAAUCCCCAAACACGAUGACACAGUUAGUUCCUUCAGCAUUGUUACUUUUUGUCAGUUAUUUUAUAAGAACUCUUAUAUAA